This is a messenger RNA of Schistocerca cancellata (South American locust), 1995 nucleotides long. RefSeq names its product oocyte zinc finger protein XlCOF6-like. The transcript is spliced from 11 exons. NCBI's taxonomy places the organism in Eukaryota, Metazoa, Arthropoda, Insecta, Orthoptera, Acrididae. Gene Ontology annotation, molecular function: RNA polymerase II cis-regulatory region sequence-specific DNA binding; DNA-binding transcription factor activity. The record is from RefSeq and is a predicted model, not a curated record. Gene Ontology annotation, biological process: regulation of transcription by RNA polymerase II. The coding region runs from base 171 to 1760 and encodes 529 amino acids.
UUUGACCAAUGACGUUUAAGCGCAUAUUGUUUGAAAGUUGUUUACAAACAUCUUGGAAGGCCAAUGGAAAUGUGUAAAUAUGCAUCAUAGCAGCAUGCUGGAGGGUCGUACUGAUGGAGUGAAGUCUGUCACUUGCUUUACCUACAACUGAUAAAUGAUGAGACUUUGUGAUGAAUCCAUUUUGUAUCCCUACAAAGUAUGACUCAGGUAUGGUAUGGAGUCCAAAGUUAAUGGUACAAGCGCAACCAGAGACUAUGAGUGAAGAAGAGUCAGGAAGUAGUGAUAGAGAAAACAAGAAUAUGUGCACUCAGAAAGAUAGGUCACAUCCAAAUUGGAAGAAGCACAAACACAAAGAGAGUGAGUCGAUCUAUGUGGCACAAUCAGAGCAUGAGUUUGCAUGUCCCACAUGCUUAAAGACUUUCAGUGACCACAGCUGUUUCAUAACUCAUCUGCUCUUUCACAGCAAAGAGAAUCUCUUCUCCUGUGAAGUACGUGAAAAAAGUAUCACAUCGAACCAGGGUUUACAGAGUCAAAGGAACCAUCAUCACAAGGAUCAUUUGGCAUCGAAGGCUGCUGUAGUAUAUGGCAUGAUGUCAGAGGUUAAUAGUAGAAGUAACAACUGGCCACAGGAAAUACCAGAGACUACAAAUGAAGAAGAAUCAGAUAGUUGUAAUAAAGAAAACAAAAAUUUGUGCACACAAAAAGAUAAGUCACAUCAGAAUAGGAAAAAGCGCAAACACAAAGAUACUGAGGCAACCCAUUUGGGACUAUCGGAGCAUGAGUUUGCAUGUCCCACAUGCUUAAAGACUUUCAGUGACCACAGCAGCUUCAUAACUCAUCUGCUCUUUCAUAGGGAAGAGAAACUCUUCUCCUGUGCAGUACAUGAAAAAAGUGUCACAUCGAAACAUAGUUUGCAGAGUCAAAGGAACCGUCAUCACAAGGAUCAUUUGGCAUCGAAGGCUGCUAUAGUAUGUGGCAUGGUGUCAGAGGUUAAUAGUAGAAGUAACAACUGGUCACAUGAAAUACCAGAGACUACAAAUGAAGAAGAAUCAGAUAGUAGUAAUAAAGAAAACAAAAAUAUAUGUACACAGAAAGACAAGUCACAUCAGAAUAGGAAGAAGCACAAGCACAAAAACAAAGAGACUGAGACAAUCCAUGUGGCACAAUCAGAGCAUGAGUUUGAAUGUCCCACAUGCUUAAAGACUUUCAGUGACCACAGCAGCUUCAUAACACAUCUGCUCUUUCAUAGGGAAGAGAAACUCUUCUCCUGUGCAGUAUAUGAAAAAAGUAUCACAUUGAAACAAAGUUUGCAGAGUGAAAGGAAGCAUCAUCGCAAGGAUAAUCUGGCAUCGAAGGCUGCUGUAGUGUGCAGUAUGGAGUCCAAGGUUAAGAGUAGAAACAACAACCGGUCACAUGUAACAUCAGAGACUACAAACAGAGAAGAAUCAGGGAGUAGUAAUGAAGAAAGCAAGAAUAUGUGCACACAGAAAAACAGGCAACAUCCGAAUCAGAAAAGGUGCAAAAACAAAGAGACUGAGACCAUAUGUUUGGCACAACCAGAGAACGAGUUUGCAUGUCCCACUUGCUUAAAGACUUUCAGUGACCACAGCAACUUUGUAACACAUCUACUUGCUCACAGGGAAGAGAAACUCUUCUCCAGUGCAGAACAGAGUCGCAGGAAGCAUCAUCACAAGGACCAUUUGACAUUGAAGGCUGCUAUAACAUCUGAGAUGGUUUUAAUAAACACUGAUACUGUCUAACAGUUCAGUAUGAUGAAAAUCAAUAUUGCCAACAUAAAGAAACUGUCACUCAAUCACACUUGCAGCUUGAUGAGGAAUUCAUUUGUUCAUCAUGUUCCAUAGAUAAUACCAACAAGGAGAAAUGUCAAGGUUGUGUAAUGAGUGAAGGUAUACAUUAACAAGACAACCAAAUCAAAAAAAUUAUAUUCACAGUUAACCAACCCUAUCAAACAAUGAAAACUAACCCUUUAUAGUG